Cydia pomonella (codling moth) is the source of this 5535-nucleotide messenger RNA. Its product is annotated as dorsal-ventral patterning tolloid-like protein 1. The transcript is spliced from 15 exons. Gene Ontology annotation, cellular component: plasma membrane. Bases 701 to 2740 code for a protein of 679 amino acids. NCBI's taxonomy places the organism in Eukaryota, Metazoa, Arthropoda, Insecta, Lepidoptera, Tortricidae. The record is from RefSeq and is a predicted model, not a curated record.
AUAGUAGUUUUAGAUAAUUAUUGCGGUGUACAAGUUAUAUAUAGUUGUUAUUUGCUAGUGUUAUUGUUAAAAAUAAGGGUUUUUGUUGAUCUAAUGUUUAAUUAAACCGGACUGUAAGUACCUACCUACUUAUUUGGCACGGCACUCUGUUUUUAAUUAUCGGUAAAGUGGUGCGUGGUAGGAAACGUGACAAAAGAGGAUAAAACGGAAGUUAAGUAUUUAAAAUUGAAAGACAUAAAAAACAGUGAAAAGCGUUAAGUUUUCGAAAUAAAAGUGGUCAGUCGGUAUCAUUAGCGCGCCAGUUGUCGGGGCGACGCUUGCAGCGGCGCGGGCGUGCGCCGCGCGGGGCGCCACCAAGCUGGGCGAGCACGCGGCCAUGCUCGCAGUCGCCAUCUGCUGCAUCCUGGUGCUGCUGCUGGUCUUCAUCAUCCUCAUCAUCGUGGUCGGACAGAACAUCGAGGCGAAGGGAGGCUCCUAGCGGAGGCGGACGAGAGAGUGCGAUCAGACGUUCGUGAGCCGCGACGGCUUGACCAAUGGCACGUUCAACGCGCCCGAGCUCAUCAACCCCAACAACCACAGCCGCCAGUGCCUGUACACCUUCCUCGCGGCGCCGGGCCAACGCGCGCUCAUCGAGUUCCGCACCUUCGACCUGCGCGGCAAGCCCCCCGAUGGUGCCGCGGUGGGAGAGCUACCAGCAUGCAUGCACGAGUACAUGGACAUAUACUCGGAGAUGGCGUCACUGGAGGCGGGCGAGCUGGUGAACUCGGCGUUCGGCGGGCGCUACUGCGGGCCCAUCCCGCCGCGCCGCCGCGUGUCGCUGCACCGCGCCGUGGCGCUCUCCUUCUACACCGACAAGCCCUACACGCCGCCCUCGCUCUUCACCGGCUCCUACCAGUUCAUCAACGCCUCCGAGUUCGAGAUCGGCACGCCGGUUCCGAACACGAUGUGCUCGUUCAUUAUCGACGCGAGCAAGCGCAAGACGGGGCUGCUGCUGUCCCCCACGUACCCCGGCGUGUAUCCCAAGGAGCUCAACUGCAACUACCACUUCGUGGGGCAGCCGGGGCAGCGCAUCCGGCUCGAGUUUCGCGACUUCGACCUGUUCUUCGGCGGACCUCAUUGUCCAUUCGACUGGGUGCGCGUGUACGACGGGCCGGACAACACGUCGGCGGUGGUCGGCACGUACUGCGGCCAGCAGCGCAAUCUCGUGCUCUACUCCAGCGACGAGCGCCUGCUGGUCACCUUCUAUUCGCUGCCGCGCUCCGCCAAUACGCAGAACCGCGGCUUCAAGGGAAUUUUCGAGUUCUCUGAGAGUUUUGUUAAGUUAGAUUUUAUAAGUAAACACGACGCUGAGCACAUUAGGGGCUCCGAGUGCGACCAGAAGAUCCUCAGUAAAAAGGAAUCUUCCGGAUUCGUGUACCAUCCAAAUUAUCCAUUCCCCUAUAUACAAAAAGUUGUUUGUAGAUAUUUUAUAUAUGGUAUGCAAGAUUCACAAAAUUUGGAAAGAGUGCGACUGGAGUUUCAAAACUUUUCUAUACCAAAAUCGGACAAGCCUAAACCAGAUAGCGCGUGUUCGGACGGGUACCUGAAGGUGUACCUGCGCGGGCAGGAGGCCACGGACUCGUACGACAAGCACGACGCGGAGCUGUGCGGCGAGAGCUCGCUGGAGCCGCCCUACCCGCCGCUGCUCACGUCCGACGGCCCGCGCCUCGUGCUCGUCUUCAGCUCGGGCGAGCUGCAGGGCAGGGGCUUCAAGGCCAAAUACACAUUUGAGACUGAAUACCGCGUGCCGGGCACGGCGGCGCCUACCGGCGAGUGCGCUUUCACGUAUCGCUCGGAGGCUCGCAAGCGCGGCGAGUUCAACUCCCCGCGCUACCCCUCCAACUAUCCCUCGCGCAUGAACUGCACCUACACGCUCGACGCCACGCCCAACGAGCAGGUCACCGUCGUCUUCGACCACUUCAAGAUGAGGGCCGACGCCUGGAAUGCCACGGCUGGUCUAUACGGUGGCGCAACAUGCACGGAGGACUGGGUGGAGGCGUGGUGGACGGGGCGCGAGGGCUCGCGCGUGUCGCUGGGCCGCUGGUGCGGCGUGGCCACGCCGGGCCCGCUGCGCUCGCCGCGCGGCGCGCUCGGCCUGCGGCUGGCGCUGCACACCGACGCGGAGAACGUCGCUUCCGGGUUUAAAGCAAGAUAUGUUUUUGAGCCAGCGAAAUCAAUAUUCGGCGAUUGCGGCGGCAACGUGUCCGGCGCAGAGUGGGGCGCGAUCACGUCGCCGCGGUUCCCGCUGCCGUACGAGCCGCCCGCGCGCGGCACGGCGUCGCGCGUCUGCAACUGGUUCGUCACCGCGCGCCCCGGCAAGCGGUUGCUGCUCAAUUUUGACCACUUCGCUGUGGAGGGACAUCUUACCGAGCGCGGAUGCCCGGCAGCGGUGCUGCGGCUGUGGUACGAGUCGCCGGGGCCGCCGCUCGAGCUGUGCGGGGAGAAGGCGCCCGGCGACCGCUGGCAGUACCUCUCCUCGUCAAACUCCAUCCGCCUCUCGUUCAUAGUGGCGGACAAGUCCGUGGGCGCGGCGGGCUGGCGCGCCGUGUGGACGGAGGUGACGGUGCCGGAGGCGGGCGCGUGCCCGCGGCUGGGCGCGUGGGCGGCCGAGUGCGCGGGCGCCUGCCUGCCGCCCGCCGCCGCCUGCUCCGGCCUGCAGCACUGCGCCACCACGCCCGCCCACCGCGCUCCGCACUGUUAGUAUCCCACGCUUACACACACCACACACACACACUACACGCCCCGCGAGCAUCCGACGAGCGCCAUGAGGCCUCAUUGUUUCUGCAUUUUAAAUACAAAUUCAAAGGUAGUUGGUAUAUCCGAUACCGAAAAUAUAUAACAGUAUGCAGAAAUAGUAUUUGUUAGCAUUACUUAUACGUUUGUUGAUUAUCGAUUGAUUUGAACUGACUGAUAUGUAGUGGUGGUUGGAACAAGCAUAAAAAUAUCAAAUACGACGUUGUCUGAACAAAAGAUUUCUUUUGGCAAAAUUAAUGUGUUCCAAAGAUGUAUUUAGGAAAUGGAGCUGGCAGCGUCGUCGACUUCUGAGGAAAUAAUCAAAGACGUAAGCUUGUUUGCCUUCAACUUCAACAUUUAUUCAGCAAAUAAGCCACAAGGGCACUUUUACACGUCAACAUGGAAUUUACAAACAAGCAAAAACAAGCACAUCAACAAUUAUAAAAUACAAUUAAGUGAAAAUAUUCUUGCCAACAAUAUUAUUAUUAUUACUUAGAGAUAUGUAAGGUCUCUAAAUGUCGAAUUACAAAAAAAAAACACAAACAGUUACAAAAAAAAUAUCUAAAAUUAUUUACACUUAAGAGAUAUAUACACCUCAAAUAUCUCUAAGUGUCAGAACUAAAUGAUUAUAUAGUUUAUCAAAUUAUCCUUAGAGAUGUAUGUCUCCAAGAGGCAACAUUCAGCCACCGUAUAUAAAAAAAUGUAGACGUAGAUUUCAUCAAAAUCGGGUCAGCUGUUCUUGGUUUCCCACACAAAUGUCCACCUACCUUUUCACACCCUUAAGGUAAGGGCGUUUAUUUUUGUGAUAAGCACGAUAUUUGGGUGUUUUCUUUGUAUUUAAGUAUUUAUAUAAUAAUUAUAUAGGUAUACAUCGUUGUCUGUGGACCCACAACACAACCCUUCUUAAGCUUAGUGUGGGGCUUAGUCAAUUUGUGUAGGUAAUAAUCUCCUAUAAUAUUUAUUCAUUAUUAGUUACAUGUUUUUACUUUGGAAUGGCGUCAAUAUGACUAUAAAUGAUUUUGGCAUCCCCGACUUAUAUAAAAACGAUACCAAACUUGGCCUAGUAGCUUAAAUGAUAGAUAUCAAGAUAAAGGUGAAAGCCUCCCCUCCCCUCCCCCCUAAAAAUGUACAUCAAAAAUCCUACCAUAGGAAAUCUUUUGUUCACGCAACGCCGUAUUUUAUGAGCUGCACCUUGGACUUAUAAUACUUAUAACAGUUAUAACCGACGUUUAGAUACCUGUCGCAUAAUCUGCAACUCGAUCAGAUCACAGGUCUGAAAAUACAUUGCGGAAUGGAGAAUGCCUUUGGGCGCGAGUCGGAAGCGGGCUAUAGGUGCCUGGGUUAAAGUGAAUAUCGACCAAUUUAUAAGCGCCCACAUACUUUUACAACAUAUCUUGGUUGAUUCAUUUAAAACUUCUCGGUUUUUAAUAUUGUUAAUUUUAAGUGUUAAUUUUGUUGAUUUCACUUAAUGAAUAUCUUGAGUAUUUUGCAGCGUUUUCUUUUUACACUAAUUAGAUAGUAGUAAUAAUUAUAAAAAUGCAAUGUUUUAAUUUUUGCAAAACCAAAAUUCCUUAUUCCAAUAGUUUCAUGUCCGUUUCAUUAAAACGUUAGCGAACUAGUAUUUACUUUUAAGUGGAAAAAGGGAUUCGGUUUAAUUAGUACCUGGGUACUAAUCACAGCCACCUACUACUAGUCACAGCUAGUUAUUCCGGGAUCAAUGCACCGUAAGACUAUAAGAAGCAUUCCAGCUCGCUGCCUCUGCACAAGUCGAAUAUUAGGGUUUCUUUCAGGUGGGGACUUCUACAUUUGUGCCAAACUAUCAAUUAAACUUUAAUAUGCUAUUAAGCAUUAUGUACUUAAGCAUUUAUAUGUUUUAUUGGUACACGCAAUGGUAUAACCAGCUUCAUCAAAUUUAAGAUGUACAUGUCAUGUUAUUGGGUCAAAAUAGUUUUCUAUGGGAUUUACAAUUAAACAUAAAAAAUGAGGACAUUCAUGUUUCCCAAACAUUAAUAGCUAUACAAAGUUUGAAAUGCAUAUCUAAAAAAACAUGGACGCAAGAUGAUAUAAUAAUAUAAUAUACCUACCUACUUAAGUAUGUUACAAACCAAAUUAAGUACAUAACUUAUACUUAUUAAAAAACUAUGUUUCUAGGAUAAGUCGGUAGAUAGAAUUAACUUAUGUAAGGAAUUGUUAUUUAGAGUAUUAUUUAUAUUUAAUUACACAUUAGGUACGUAUAAACAUUUAACAAUUUAACAGAUUUUAUAAAAUGUUAAUAGUAAAGUUUAAUUGUUAACUAACGAUUGGCACCGCACUUUGCAUUCCCACUUAUGUAUGAAUUGUAUCUACACUGUUGCAUUUGUCGUCGCAUACUAGGAAAAUUAUAAAAUUAUCUAUCUAUUUAUAUCAUAACGAUGAAUGUAGCUUGUUGAAUCUUAAGUGGAGUGAGCAGGGCCGCGCGCCAGCGCUCUCCGCUGCUGCUUACUCUCGCUUUCUUCUCUAUCAUUAUAAGAUGUUGUAUCUCAACACUGUAGUAGAAUUGACAAUUAAUUAUUUCUAAAGUAUCAUGAAUAAUGUUAUGUUCACUGUAUCUACUUAUCUUCUCAGUAUCGGUGGUUCAAUGCAAUCUUUGUCUCCGGGUGUUGUGACCGCUGUUGCGUAGCGUAGAGUAGGGUAGGUGUAGUUGGCCUUAGGCGACGUUUCAGAAAUACCGAUAGAAUAUAUAUUGUUGAUGGACUAGCAGAAUAUAUUGACUAUGUUGCAAGA